AGCAGUCUGAAAGGAAGAGUGAGGAAUUCAGAUGGGAGAGAGGUGGCCCGUCAGAAUUUUCUGCCUGUUGUUCUAAGGAAGGGAAUGAGGAUGGAGAAUGCUGGCGAUGGGCAAACACUUCCCAGAUCUGCUGCCGGCUAACAAGGAGGAGGAAGGAGGUGCUGAGAGUUCAUUAAGGGCUUGAUCCAGUCUGGCUCUCAUGGAGCAGCUCCCAUACUGCUACGGGAAAUGCUGCUUAGCCAUUUCCAAGCAGGGAACAGAUCCUAAGGAGGCACAGACUAGGAUGGGAAGCCAUUUCAGGAGACAGCGCCUCAUGGCAGUGACACCAUCAGAACUUCUGAACUUUCUCCUGCCCACUCUCUGAAUGCUAUAAGGACUGACAAAUGCUGAUCUGGACCACUUUUUCCAGGUCCAGCACUUCACCCCUGUGCUGGUACGGCAGCCCCAAGUCUGAGCGUCUCUACUCACCUUACCUUUAACCAGGGGAACUGUGGAACUGGUCCCUGUGGAUACUGGUGAAGGAAGGCUCCAACCACUGUUUGCUAUGUAAAUAUCAGACAGAGAAGAAAAACAGCCAAAACCCUGCACCCCAAGCCCCCAGCACCUGAGCAACAUCUGGGCUGUAUGGCCUAAUGCAGGCGUCAUGGCUUGGAGAGCAGGGAGGGGAAGUUGAGGGGUAUUUCCUCUUUUCUCCUCCCCAGAGACUGAGAGCUAGUUUGUGCUUUAGACGAGUGACCUCCCCUUGUCCCCACCUCUUCCACCCCUGUGUCUGCCCCGGUGAUGGGAAGGGAGCCAGCUGGGCAUUCCAGUGCAGCUAAGCAAGAAAAAACAGUCUAUGAGCAGUUCCUGUGGCCUUUCUGUCCGUUUCAGGACAUCCUCCGCAGGGCUGUGUGCUUCUCUUGUUGCUCUUCUGAUUCCUUCACCCAGACUCUCCGCGCUCUGCCUCGCCAGGGGAUGGGGAGCCACGGGGGCGCAAAUUAACAGAUGGAAAGGAAUAUUUUUAUGUCCUGUGAUAAAAAGUGAAUAUUGUGCCCUAAGUCUGCCGGGGACCUCGUCAACCCGCUAGGAGUCUGCUAAAAUCCCAGAACAUGGCCUAGCAGCUUCACCUAACCUCUGGAGGGAGCUUGACCACAAAACACUGGAUUGUACUAAUAAUACUUAGCACCUGCCAUCAGAGGAUCUCAGAGCACUUUCUAAGGAACUGAAGGUAAUUGCCAGGUUGCAGAGAAGGAACUGAAGUUAUCAGCAUUGAGACUAACAUGGCUACCACUGAGUCCUUUCUGGGGAAAAGAGCAACAGAGAGUUGAACUGGUCUGGAGCUGCUGCUGCUGUUAAAGUCCGGCCCUGUUUCCUGCAAGAUAAAACAAGACACACACACAAGAGUGGAGAGAACAGAACAGCAAAGAGAGAAAAUGCAACGUCUGUCUCCGGAUGGGCUGUGUGAAAUCCAAGGAUGCCAGAGUGCAUGGCAAGGACUUCAAAGCUGAUUCUAGCCCUAAUUUCCUGCAGCCCCACUAUGUGAAAGACCCCACAUCCACUAACAAGAAAAGCAAUAACGCCUCCAGCACGACUCAGCCCCACACAGCGGAUGGCUCCGAUGACUACAUCGUCCUGGCCCUGUAUGACUAUGAAGCGAUACACAGUGACGACCUGAGCUUCCAAAAAGGAGACCAGCUGAAGGUCCUGGAGAAGUCAGGAGAGUGGUGGAGAGCAAAGGCGCUGACUGGGCAAGAAGGCUACAUCCCUAGUAACUAUGUUGCCCGGGUAAACUCCCUGGAGACAGAAGAGUGGUUUUUCAAAGGAGUCAGUCGGAAAGAUGCAGAGCGUCACCUCCUCUCUCCGGGGAAUAUGAUUGGGUCCUUCAUGAUCCGGGACAGCGAGACAACCCGAGGGAGCUACUCCUUGUCUGUGAGAGACUUUGAUCCCCAAAAUGGAGACACAGUGAAGCACUAUAAGAUCCGGACGUUGGACAGCGGUGGCUUCUACAUCUCCCCUCGGAACAGCUUUGUCACGCUCCAGGAUCUGGUCAGCCACUAUCAGAACCAAAGUGAUGGGUUGUGCCAGAAGCUCACUUUCCCCUGCGCUGCGCCAAAGCCACAGAAACCCUGGGAGAAAGAUGCCUGGGAAAUCCCCCGGGAAUCCCUGAAGCUGGAGAAGAAGCUGGGAGCUGGGCAAUUUGGAGAAGUCUGGAUGGCCACCUACAACAAACACACCAAAGUAGCGGUGAAGACCAUGAAGCCAGGGAGCAUGUCAGUGGAAGCUUUCCUGGCAGAAGCAAACCUAAUGAAGAGCCUGCAGCAUGACAAGCUGGUGAAGUUGCACGCGGUGGUGACCAAGGAAGAGCCUAUCUACAUCAUCACUGAAUUCAUGGAGAAAGGCAGUUUGCUGGAUUUCCUGAAAAGCGAUGAAGGCAACAAGCAGCCUCUCCCAAAGCUGAUUGAUUUCUCUGCCCAGAUUGCGGAAGGAAUGGCUUUCAUCGAGCAGAGAAACUACAUCCACAGGGACUUGAGAGCUGCCAAUAUCCUGGUGUCAGCCACCCUGGUGUGCAAGAUUGCAGAUUUUGGACUGGCCAGAAUCAUUGAGGAUAACGAGUACACGGCCCGGGAAGGUGCCAAGUUUCCCAUUAAAUGGACUUCACCAGAAGCCAUCAAUUUUGGAUCUUUCACCAUAAAAUCAGACGUCUGGUCCUUUGGAAUCCUCCUGAUGGAGAUAGUUACUUAUGGGCGGACCCCAUACCCAGGGAUGUCUAACCCAGAAGUGAUCCGUGCCCUGGAGCGUGGAUACCGAAUGCCGCGCACAGAAAACUGCCCAGAAGAGCUGUAUGAUAUAAUGAUGAGAUGCUGGAAGACCAAACCAGAAGAUCGUCCUACCUUUGAGUACACACAGAGUGUUCUGGAGGAUUUCUUUACUGCAACAGAGAGCCAGUACCAGCAUCAGCCUUAAUGUAGAAAAUCCAGUGACAACAAUGAAUAUCCAUAACUGUGCAUACUAUAGUACCUGUAAUAUACACACCCAGUCUGUUCUUCUCCUGUCCCAUCCCUCCCUUAGUAUUCCUUUAUACAUAUUGCCCACUUCCAUCAGCCUCUUCUUAGACACCAAAGACUUCCUGACACUGACUUGAUUGAAGUUGAGAGGCAGAAUGCAGUAGCAUUACAUUUCAGCCUCCUUGGGCUGUGAACUCCCUGGAUAAGCUAAACACUGUUAGGCCUUGUUUGUACUUAGGUGUGAGACUGCUAUGGAAAGUACAUUGCUGCAGAAAGUCUUCAGCAGGUGGCUCCAUUACCUUUAAAUCCAUAUAGAACUAUUGCCCUAGCAUAGUUCAAGAAGGGACUGUGAUGUAGAAGGUGCCAUCUUUCCAACAAGAGAGAAAACUGUGGGCUUGACUCUAUAAAGAUCCCAUGAUGCUUGUUUGCUUUAUGCAGAUAGGAUAACAGAGCAAAUUACAUUAUGAAUAACCACAUUCUGACUAAAAUCUCCCCAUGCAGUUUCAAAUGAAUAUAGUUUUCACUCCUCAUCACAGUCAUGUGUUGGAGUUGUGUACUGUUAAGCAGCUGCUGGAUUUCACCCUAGAAGUGGUCGCUUGUAAAGUGAUUUGUAAAAGGCUUUAGGAUCUCUGGAUGAAAGGUGCCAUGUAAAGCCUCUUUCAAACCCAUUUCUCUUUUGUGAUGGUUUCCUGCAUGGAUCUGAUCUGCAUCUUCUUGUGGGUGAACUAUUGGCAAGUGCAUUAACUAAACUAGAUAUUGAGCUCCUUGGAGCAGGAACCUCAUCUUUUUACAAGACACGUAAAGUGCCUUGCACGUAUAUGGUAGUUUGUAAAUAACAGACAUUGGCCUGAUUUCCCCUCCACCCCCCAGUUGCUCUGGCAUAACAACAGCAGAAUUUUGAUUUUUCAACUCUUUUCUUGAGCUGUUUCUGCAGGUUUUAUAGUAGCACCUUUGUGAUUGUCUGAGAAUUACAGGAGUGUUUCCUAAAAAACCUGUUAGGAACACCAUGCUCGGGACUGAUAUAUUCUCAAGCAUUUUACAAUGUAGAGUAGGUGGCACUGGAAAUCUGAAGAGAAAGUAGUUAACUUCAGUGAUUCCAUCCACUUUGUUUCUCUGGGCAGGGGAGGAUAGCACAAUUUGCAGUUUAAUAACUUGCAUUUCUAUGAAGGAACCCUGCAUUUCUUGCACACUUAUUUCAGGUUUUUUAGUAUUUAAAGAUAGAUUAUGCGGGGGGGGGGAGUGGGGGGGUGGCAGGAGUGAGGAUAAAGAUUUUUGACAUGUUUAAGUCUCUCUUUUUCCUAAUGAAUUUUUGAGAUAGUUAGGUGACUUUCCCCGUAACAGGAGAGAGACAGUGGAGGAUGUGCUUCUAUCUCAGCUUUGAUUUUCAGUCAAUAAUUAUUAAAACAUUUUGCAUUGUU
Chelonia mydas (Green sea turtle) is the source of this 4402-nucleotide messenger RNA. RefSeq names its product HCK proto-oncogene, Src family tyrosine kinase (gene HCK). The transcript has 15 exons. NCBI's taxonomy places the organism in Eukaryota, Metazoa, Chordata, Testudines, Cheloniidae. Gene Ontology annotation, biological process: protein phosphorylation; cell differentiation; cell surface receptor protein tyrosine kinase signaling pathway. Gene Ontology annotation, molecular function: ATP binding; non-membrane spanning protein tyrosine kinase activity; signaling receptor binding. The record is from RefSeq and is a predicted model, not a curated record. Bases 1432 to 2943 code for a protein of 503 amino acids. Gene Ontology annotation, cellular component: extrinsic component of cytoplasmic side of plasma membrane.